AUUAUACAGCCGAGCAUGCGGAGAAGCAGGCAGAAUAUCGUCUUAUCCAGAUUCUCGCAGGAAGUGGUGUCUCACUGUAUUUGCCCCGUCUGCUUGCCUGGAGGUGGAGGAAGGAGCAGACCCGAGACGCAGCAGUCUCACAAAAGCAGCAGAGAAGUGGGGGAAGAGCAGCAGGGAGCCCUAGUCAUGGAGCUGUAUUGCCUGGAGUCGGACACAGCCAUGAAAGCCCAGCCUGACCCCAACAUCCUCUAUGAUGACAGAGUGCUGCAGAGCUUAUUGACUAUUGAGGACAGUUUUUUACCUCAGUGUUCCUACUUCAAGCGGGUCCAGACGGACAUCCAGCCGUAUAUGAGAAAAAUGGUUGCGGGCUGGAUGCACGAGGUCUGUGAAGAGGAAAAUACCAACCAAGAUGUCUUCCCUUUAGCCAUUAAUUAUUUGGACAGAUUUUUAGCCGUGGUGCCUACAAGAAAAAACUAUUUGCAGCUUUUGGGAGCUGUGUGUAUCUUCCUGGCUGCCAAGUUGAAGGACUGCCGGCCGCUAUCAGCAGAGAAGCUCUGCGUGUACACAGACAACUCCAUCACACCACGAGAGCUGCUGGACUGGGAGCUGGUGGUCCUGGGGAAGUUGAAGUGGAACAUGGCCUCCGUCAUCCCCAAUGAUUUUAUAGAGCACAUCAUGCGCCGGCUGCCCCUUCCCAAAAACAAGCAGGCGAUGGUGCGGAAACACACGCUGACAUUCAUCGCCCUUUGUGCCACAGAUGACCGCCUCGCCAUGAACCCUCCGUCUAUGAUCGCCACCGGCAGCAUGGCGGCUGCCGUCUGCGGCCUGCAGCUGGACCACAACGACCAGAGGCUGAGUCGAGACAACCUGACGGACCUGCUGGCUAAGAUCACCAACACUGAAGUGGACUGUUUGAGGGCGUGCCAGGAGCAGAUCGAGCGCGUGCUCGCCUCCAGCCUGCAGCAGGGCCAGCAGUACGGAAAGGAGAGCGGCGGCAGAGCUGGCAGCAAGUCGCGGGAGCAGCAGGAUCAGUCGAGCACCCCCACGGACAUGCGUGACGUCAACUUAUGAACCCCCGUCGCUGCCUGACUCGGCCAGCAUGUGCCUUCUUACCAAUGAACUAACAGGAGCUUGAUGCUGGAGGGAAAAGAGGGGGAGGGGGGGCAUGAGCUGCCAGUAUCCAUUUUAAGUUGCCACCUUCAGUGAUGUCGCGACAAUCUAUGAACUUUUAGCAACUAAGAAAUUUGUAGUUUUUUUUCCUUUUUUUUUGCCCCAUUCACACCUGGUUUGGGUCUAUUUUCACCUUUUUUUGUACACAUCUCUUGUAACGAAACAAACUAUUUAAGAAAAGAACCAGACAAAUAAUUGUUGAAAACUUGAUAGUGCCUUUGGUUCCGACAACCGGCAACCUGAAAAUAUUUUUCAUACUUGAAAAUUGCAUAAAUAUAUGAGAUAUACCGAAUGAUGUAUACUUAGCCAGCAUAUAUGACUCUUUAACCAGCUUUAGUGAGUAGUUGUCAAUUUAGAGUUUUAUCCGCGUUUUCCUUUAUUCGGAAAUCCGUAUAGCAGCAGUUAAAGCAGAGGAGCGCUAUCAUAGCUAGCUGCUCUAUCUAUCAUACGGUGUACCUGUAGCACUGCUUAUUAUUUAUGCAGAGAAGUGCUGGCUCAGAGUGGGCUGGGCCUGCUCACAGAGGAAGGACAUGAAAUGAGACAGGUCCGUUGGUCCGGAGCAGUGGCUGCUGUUUCCACGGAGUGGCCUCUUGGUGUUUGCCGAGGCCACGUUGUUGCUGUCGUGUUCGAGUGUUAAAGAGUUUGUUUGGAAGGUUAGCAUUGACGAAAGAGGUUUUAAUAAAAACAACAAAAAAAAGAGUUUUUGCAAGUCAUUCACAUUACAAGGUUAUAGAGGAGACAAAGACUGCGGAGUUUUCUUGAAAAGGAGGUGAAAAAGGUGCGUGGAAAGUGGUUGGACAGCGUGCAAAAGUGUGGGAUGCGGGGGGAAAAAAGAAGGCGAGGUGAGGAUUUUUUUUGUUUUAAGCUUUACGAUGUUUCUGCAAGAAACAUCAGAGUGACAGGAGGAGAAACUUUUAGCGUUUUGCAUUUUUCUCCUGUUAUCAAUUUACACCAUUGGGCCUUUUUGUACAGAGGGCGACGUGGAACGAUAUUGAUGCACUUUUAAAACACACUCCUUAAGUUUCGGUAAGGGGAGGGUUUUUUGAGGAAAGGUUCGGCGGGGUCAUUUGUUAUUCUCUUUUCUUUUAAGUUAUUUGUUUUUUUUUUCUGGGCUGGAUUCCCAUGGGGUGAAGCAUGUUGUCUUGAAUGCUUUGCCUCAGUUGGUGAGUAGACUUAAUAAAAUCACCCUCCUUUAUAUAAAAGUUUGAAAACCAACGCAAGCCACAUGUGGACUUCGGUGUGCUUCUGUGAUCCUAAACUUGAAGUUAUUUUAUUUUCAGUUUGUUUAGACCCAUUCCAUUAGAUCUACUAGUUACAUCCUUCUGUUUUUGUUUCUUCCUGAACUGCGGUUGUAAAGGCACCCCUUUUCACAUGUUUUAAAAAAAACGAAAAAAAAAUCUCUAAAUGAACAAAAAUGCUUGAAAUACAUGUGACAUUUCUAGAACCGAAAAUCUGUUUUUUUAGUUUGUUCUGAUGCCUGUUUCGAUGUGCAAAAAAAAAAAGAAAGCCAAAUUGCUUUAAAAAAAUGCUUUAAAGUUCAGCAUGUUUAAUGCUUUUAGAUUUCCAAAGUAAAAAAAAAGAAAGAAAUAAUCUACGACAUUCUUUGCUGCUAUUAUGCUUUUCCUUUCCUAGUCUUACACAAAAAAAAUGCCUUUUUGUCAUUCACUUGUGUGCUGCUAUAUUUUAAUAUGUUGUAUAUGUAAGUCUGCUUUUCUCUUUUGUCAAUGUACCAGAGGGAAAAGGAGCAGAGUUUGGUGCGGGACUGGAAAUCUUAUUUUGAUCAGCAUGUUUUAUUCAUUUAUUGUUUUAAUCGUUGUAACCUUUGUUCUAUCUUUGUUCUGUCGAUAUUCUUGCUGCUUUUUGUGUACCUCAGGAUAAUUAAAUUGGAUAGACACAGCGAGAGGCCAUCUCACAAUUACCUCAUCACACGUAUCACACGCAAUGACUUCAGCUCGAUUCGUUGAACGGGUUUCACUUUUUUUUUUUUUCCUUGUUCUAUUUGUUAAGAAAUCCACCUACCAGAUUCCACUGAUUUUUUUUUUUUUUUUUUUAAGUGUCUCCAGCCUACCUUAAAGUGGCUAAUUUUUAUAUCUGGUGCUAGUUCAACAAUAACCAAUACUGUUUUAUACCUGUUUUGGAAAAUUGACAACAACAAAUCUAUUUGGGGAACAUUUUUGGAUCAGAUCAAUGAAAUGCAUUGUCAUUUAUUUUUUAUUGAGGUACUCAUUUACCCAAUUCUGCGAUUGUUUGUUGUGGUUGUUCAUACAAAUCCUUUUCCAUGUAUCCCUAUGAGCAACCACCUGUGUACCUCAAUAAUCUGUUCUCAAUAAAUUGGCUAAAAUCA
Molecule: messenger RNA, 3514 nt
Organism: Fundulus heteroclitus (mummichog)
Lineage: Eukaryota; Metazoa; Chordata; Actinopteri; Cyprinodontiformes; Fundulidae
Gene: ccnd2b
Product: cyclin D2, b
Exons: 7
Coding region: 16-1071 (351 amino acids)
Biological process (GO): positive regulation of G1/S transition of mitotic cell cycle; mitotic cell cycle phase transition; regulation of cyclin-dependent protein serine/threonine kinase activity
Cellular component (GO): cyclin-dependent protein kinase holoenzyme complex; cytoplasm; nucleus
Molecular function (GO): cyclin-dependent protein serine/threonine kinase regulator activity
Source: RefSeq, a predicted model, not a curated record